UUUCUCCCACACCUCUAAUGUUUUCCCACAUCUCCUCCAAACUCCAAGCCAGUUUAAGUAAUUGAUGGAGUGGAAGGAAAGAGACUUUCACUCGGCAGAAGAGCAGCUGUCAUCAACAGAGUAGCAAUAAAGAAAAUCGCCCGGGGGGAUAGAAAGAGACGGAGAGCCGCGGAGACAGGCGGAGAGGAGAGGAGAGGAGAGAGGAGAGGAGGAGCAGGGAGAAGACAGCUUCAGGUGACCGAGUGGCCAUGGAGGCGCGCGGCAUGCGUGACUAGGAGGCACCGCUUCUGGAGAAAGCGCUCACUUUGUUAGGUUGGAUUACAAAGUACAAAAACAACAAAAAACCUACAGAACUGACUGCCUUUUUGUCUAGCUAUUUCACUUGACGGAUUAUCCCACAAUCAUGAACGUGUCGCCCCCAGACCGCAGGAAAAGCGUGCGAGAGCUGGCUCUGGAGAUUGGCAUCCGAGUUCUGCUUUUCGCAGUUUUUGUAUUCACAGAGUUUCUGGAGCCCUUUGAGAGAGUGAUUCAACCGGAGGAGCUUUGGCUCUACAAGAAUCCACUAGUUGAGUCAGACCACAUUCCCAAGAGGGUCAUGUUCGCAAUUUCAUUCCUAACCCCGCUGGCGGUGAUAUUUGUGGUGAAGAUCAUUCAGAGGACGGACAAGACGGAGAUCAAAGAGGCAUGUUUAGCUGUGUCCUUGGCUCUCGCCCUGAAUGGAGUCUUCACAAAUACAAUCAAGCUGAUUGUUGGCAGACCCAGGCCUGAUUACUUCCAGCGCUGUUUCCCAGAUGGCCAAGUUAAUGUGAAGAUGCUGUGCACCGGGGAGCCAGAUCUAGUCUCAGAGGGACGCAAGAGCUUCCCCAGCAGCCAUUCCUCCUUUGCAUUCUCCGGUCUCGGCUUCACAUCCUUCUAUCUGGCAGGGAAGUUGCAGUGUUUCACGGAUCAGGGUCGAGGGCGUAGCUGGCGUCUCUGUGCCAUGGUGCUGCCUCUCUACAGCGCUAUGAUGAUUGCAUUGUCCCGGACCUGUGACUACAAACACCACUGGCAAGACGCCUUUGUUGGAGGAGUGAUCGGAUUGCUGUUCGCAUACGUCUGCUAUCGCCAGCACUACCCACCCUUUCUGCACAUGGACUGCCACCUGCCUUAUGCCAGUCUGACUGCUGCCACCCACGCACCAUCGCACGCCCAGGAUGACCCGCAACCCACGGACAAUGCCACCACCCUUCCCCUGGAGGGCUUGACUGAAGGGCCAGUAUGACUAGUGGCCACCACCGAGACUACCCACAACACCCUCACUAAGCAACCUAGCCCACCUCCCCAUUCCUAGUGACUGACUGGCUCUUGUAUACAUUCCAGUGGACAAAAAUGCACUUCACCCAUCCCCAUACCGUCGCACCCAGUCUCGGUGACACCUACAUUCUUUUGUGUUUCUUUUUUUUUGUAUAUCUGGUUCUUGCUCAGCAGUCGUGAAAUCUAUAUUUAGAUGCCAUGUGUGAGAGGAACCUACGAAUAUGGAACAUCACCGCUGAGAGGGAAGAGAGGUUGAAAAACUAAGGAAACAAGUCUUACUAAUGUGUGUGAAGAAAUAUGAAAAUAUUGCCAGAUUUUGUUUGAAUUUUUUUUCCUUAAUGAGAAUUGUGGUUGGCAGGUUGUAUCAGGCUGGAGUGUAUUAAAUGUUUGGCUGUUAAAGGAUUUGGGCAGCCAGUUGGGGAGACCCAGAGAAAUCCCAUGAAAUGUCACAGCAAUCAAACCAUGAAAUCAAACCAGUUUAACUACUAGAAAACCCUGUAUGUCACACUUAAAAACAAAUUAGAGGAUUCAAUAACAACUAGCACAAGAAAUCCAAUGACAGUCUGUGUUUUACCUUGACUUUUAGAUGCAUACUGCAUUUUUUUUUAAACCCAAACACUGGGGCACUGCUUGUAGUUGUCUAUUGCAAAAUAAUACAAUAUUGAACCACUACACUCUAAGUGAAAAGCACUGGUCCAUGUCAAGGAGAGAAUUCCCCAAUUCUGAUCCUCUACAUUCACCUAUUUUUAUUUUUCCAUUUUUCUCCAUUCUCUCUGGGCUCGUAUCGUUUUCCAGUGCAGUCCAGCAUAUUACCCCACUCCAUUCCUCCUCCUCCUCCUCCUCUCCUUGUCACCACCCAACUUUAUUUAUCACAAGCCCUACAUUUAACACAUACUCCCAGAGGUUGCGCAGGGACAUGAACCGAAAUUGUAGCUCAAUGAGUGCAAUCUAUAACAGGCAGGUGGGAAUGACGUGGCGGAAGUGUGUCUGGACAGGCACAAACUCCAAUCUGAUCCUGCAUUAAUCCUCAUUAAGGGAGGUCAGCCACUACCGCUUAUGCGCACAUUAGGACUAUAUGAGGUGUCCCACAGACCGCCCGAGCAUUGCAAAUAGCUUUCAGCCCACUGUAGCCCCAUAAAUAGACAAUCUAGCAUUCAGGAGAUGGAUUCAGAGGACAACAGGCCUGAACCCUGGGCAGCGAUCGUGAUGUAUUAUUCAUCCAUUAAUGUUCCAUUAUUUAUUAAUAUUUCCAGCCUUAAUUUAGGGACAGCACAUCGAAACAAACACCAAAGAUUUGUAGCUUUUCUCCUGCUUGAGUUGUAUGCCCCCAGUUAUGCUUUAUCACGCAAGAUGACACAGCCAGAUUUUUUUUUCCAUCAACAAAGCAAUUUGUAGCCUCUUACAAGUUUUGUUAGAAAAGACGAAUCAUUUUGUUGCCUUGGUUACUGUCUCUUUUUUGCUAUUGCUGUGACAUUAAUGGGAAGUGCAAUCUCCGCUUACCUCUAACCCAACCACGCUACAAAGGAAGGCAACAAUUAAACUGUAUAUUUGCACUGAAAAGUGAAGGGUGAAAAACAGGAGAUAGCAAACUGCAUGAUGUGAAACAAGCAGCAAGCCAAAUGCUGAUGGUGAUUUUGUUAUUUUAUUAUCUUGUCAGAAUGUUAGUGAAGCCUAUUUGUACUUUUGUCUCAUAGACUGUAUAAAAGAAGUGGACGUAGCCACUAUGGUGACCUACCAUUUUGAACCCUCAAAAUUGGCAUUUUCUACCAAAUGACUACUUAGAUGAGAGGGUGAAGCUAAUUUAUUAGCUAACUCUAGCACUAGUGAGCUAGCUUGGCUAGUAAAUGGUGCUUGUAAUUCAUUUAAACUGGGAUAUUAACUGAGCAGCUCCAUUCUGAUUGAGAGCUAGUGACUAAUCAAUUACAAGGUAGCCACACUCUUAAGCAUACCCUGCUUUAUUGUGUUUUACUCUAAAUGGGACCAUAAUUUACAAAAUGAGCAUCGUGCUGUAUUGUAAAAAGACUUGAAACCUGCUUUUGAGCCCUUUUUAGGAAAAUAUUUAUUGAGAUAUUGAAUAAAGUGAGAAGUAGGGUCAUUUUCUAAGCGAUGUCUACACAAUUUACUUUUUUUUGCAACCAGUGAAGUCGCCCCCUGCUGGCAUUAGAAAAAUGCAGGUUUGUGGCACGUUUAUGGCAGACCUGAAAUGUCCAUCUCUUUUAUACAGUCUACGAUUUGUCUCCACUGUCGAAAGAUUUUAUAUGUACAGUAUGUUGUAGAAUGCAACAGUCGAACUUGUUUUUGCUUAAAUAGACAAGGAAAGCUUCUCUGUUUAUUUAUUUAUUUUCUUCAAAUCAUUCACUCAAAUCAGCUACAUUUAAGCCUCUUAUCACUAAUGCAACCCAUUGGCAGCUUCUUAAAACUGUGUAUGUAUGUGUGUGUGCGUGCAGGCCUAUCCCGCACAGAUGCAAUACAAAAAGAGACUUUACACAGAAAGAACCUUUCGCCAAAGAGGAAACAGGUGCUCGACUCUGCAUAUCAGACUCUGUGACGGGACUUGUGACUCUGAGAGUUGACUGGAGAGAAACUUGUAACCUCCUCACUGGUUCCACGUGGCUUUCAGCACAGGCCUGGUGAUCUGUGACUGUGAGAUUUUAACAUCUUGAGGCAGAUUUGGCGAUGAAAUGAAAUGAUUGUGACACAGAUGCAUUAUGUUCUAUAGACCUGCAAUCACCUGACUUGGCAGCCUGAUGUUUGUACUUUGUCAUUUAGUAUUAUCCUAUUAAAUGGUGCAGUGUAUAUUGGAAAAAAAAUGUUCAGAAGUCAUGUCUGUAACAGUAUUUUCGCUUUAUCAGCAAAGAUUUUAAGUUUUCCUUCAAAUCAUCCACAAACUUGUUUUAAUUUGGUGCUAUAGAUACUUUUGUAGCAUUAGGUGUCACUUUUUGUCACUUUUCAAAUGGUGAAUGUGUCAUUUUGAAAUGAAAGUUCAAUACUUUUCUACAGAGACAGAAAAAGAUUAUAAUGAAGUACAUAUUUCUUCUUUUUUUUUCCUUUUCUUUAAAAUGAGAUGCUCAAGGGCAACUAGUGCUUGUUAUUGUGUGGAUUUUUUCCCCAGCCAUUUCAACUUCCCAAGGACUAAAGGGAUAAAAGUAACUAAAAAAUAAGAAUAAUUAAAUCAUCAUCAAUUAUAUUGAAUAGAUGUCUGAAGAAAAAAAGAGUGCAAGACUUAAGAAUCUUUAUUCAUGGCAUGCCAAUUCCAUUUGUGAGAAAAGACUGUUUUCUAUGAAUAAGCAUGUCUGGCCUUGAGAACUCUUUGAGCUGUGUUUUGCUGUUUAUAUACUUUAUGUACAAUAAAGGCCUGCAGCUGUGUGAAAUUUGUCCACGAAGAAAACAAAGGAGCCUAAUGCAACUUGUCAAAGUGUGAUCGUUGGAGCCUAUGUUUGUUGCUGUGACGGGAACUCUGAGCCGCUUCACUUGAAUUCAACACGAAACAAAUCCAAGGUUUGAGGACAUUUAUAUGAAAAUGUCAACCCUGAAAUCAGAAAAUAGCCUAUUACUAUGUUAUUUCCUAUGAUAUGCAAAUGAACAAUCUGACAUUUGAAUGAGCUGUAUCCCAAGUUCAGUUCAAUGAAUUUAUGCUUCAACGGACCUGCUGUCAGAUUGCACAGAGCUGCUGAGGCAGUUGAGUGUGUGUGUGUGAAUGUAAUUCUGUGCUAAGUGUGUGUUGUGCUUUUCUGCAUCAGUUGUGUUGCACUUUGUUUAGAGAGUUUCCAAUAAACGUGUGUAUGCUUAA
Molecule: messenger RNA, 5083 nt
Organism: Centropristis striata (black sea bass)
Lineage: Eukaryota; Metazoa; Chordata; Actinopteri; Perciformes; Serranidae
Gene: plpp4
Product: phospholipid phosphatase 4
Exons: 7
Coding region: 404-1261 (285 amino acids)
Biological process (GO): phospholipid metabolic process
Molecular function (GO): phosphatidate phosphatase activity
Source: RefSeq, a predicted model, not a curated record